Messenger RNA from Ostrinia nubilalis (European corn borer), 1650 nucleotides. RefSeq names its product cytochrome P450 4C1-like. Bases 5 to 1501 code for a protein of 498 amino acids. The transcript is spliced from 10 exons. NCBI's taxonomy places the organism in Eukaryota, Metazoa, Arthropoda, Insecta, Lepidoptera, Crambidae. The record is from RefSeq and is a predicted model, not a curated record. Gene Ontology annotation, molecular function: oxidoreductase activity, acting on paired donors, with incorporation or reduction of molecular oxygen; iron ion binding; monooxygenase activity.
CACAAUGGCGUUCUUAGUACCGAUACUGGUAUGUGUGGUAUGUGUGUUGUUCUCUUACUAUCUGUGGAAGAAGAGUUGUCCUGACACGGACAACGAACCCCCAAAGCUUCCUGGCGGCCUGCCUUUAGUGGGGCAUGCACUUCAACUCAUAGGAGACAGCAGCCAUCUGUGGCGUGUCGCAAACGAUUUUGCGAGCAAGAGUUACGCUACAGGCGGGGUAGUUGCAGCUUCACUUGGGCCUAGGACUGUAUAUGUUGUGACGGAUCCUGAUGAUAUAGUCACGGUACUCAACACCAGUUUGAGGAAGGACCAUAUCUAUGACUUUGCAAGACCAUGGAUCGGGGACGGACUUAUUACGGCCAGACCGUCAAUUUGGAAGAAUCAUAGAAAGUUGCUGAAUCCGGCCUUCAGUCAGACUGUGCUGUGCAGCUUCAUGGGUGUAUUUAAUAAACAGGCACGGAAACUGGUAAAGGACUUGGAGAAAGAAGCAGGGAAGGGCCCCUUCGACCACUGGACGUAUACCAAGCUUAUCGCUCUUGAGACCAUAUGCUCGACAGCCUUUGGCGUGGAUUUCACAGACUCUACGAUCCUCAACAGCCAGUUUGUGACAGCUGUGGAGCAGAUGUUAAACCUCAUAGUGGACCGCUUCCAGAAGUUCUGGCUGCACAGCGAGCACACUUUCAAAUGGAGCAACGUGAAAAAGAAGCAGGACGCUUGUUUGAAGAUACUGCACAAUAUGUCUGACACUGUGCUCAAAAGAAGAAAAACUGAAUUCGACAACAACAACACACUCCCUGAAAGAACAACUGGAAAUACUUCAGAUAAAAAAUUCAAAGCCCUCAUGGAUCUACUCCUUGAGUUAUCGGUGGAGAAAGGAGUGAUGAACGACAGAGAGAUAAGAGAACACGUGGACACGAUAUUCGUGGGUGGCUUCGACACGACCGCCAACGUGUUAAUGUUCACACUUCUACUGCUGGGAUCCCACCCUGAGGCGCAGGAGAAAGUCCACCAGGAAUUAAAAGAGGUGUUUGGUGACUCAGAUCGUGACGUGGAGAAACACGAUCUUUCCCAACUGGUGUACCUGGAAGCAGUCCUAAAGGAGAGCCUGAGGCUAUACCCGAUUGCGCCGGUGCUGGCAAGGCGGCUGGACAAGAACGUGCAAUUGAAGAACUACACGCUAGCAGCUGGUCGUAGCUGCUUCUUGUUUCUCUUCAACAAUCUCAGACACCCCAUGUGGGGGACUGACGUGGACCAGUUCAACCCGGACCGGUGGCUGGACCCGGCCACGCUGCCAGAAAACCCAAACGUGUUUGCUGUCUUUGGCUUAGGAAGGAGGAUGUGUUUAGGCAAAACCUACGCGUACAUGUCGAUGAAAACAACCCUCGCUCAUGUUCUCCGAAAAUACCGCUUCAAGGGUGACCACACACAACUAGAACUCAAAUUGGACGUGAUGCUGAAGCCAGCGUCAGGUUACUACGUCAGUGUUGAGAAACGGCAUUAGAACUAGUCUGUAGAACUUUUGUAGAUCUUUUAUAUCCUUUUAGGGCGAUUAAAAUCGAAAUAAUGUAUUUUAAAAGCGACACAGAGUCGCGGAGUCGCGACGACGACUAAACAAUUAUGAAUUUUAAUAAGUCGCCGUCGCCGCCUCUA